GCAGCGCCCAGCAGCACCUAGCAGCACCAAGCCAGCCGAGAGCGAGGUCCGCACGUGUCGCCCUGGGCCGUCGUCGUCGACGUCGUGGUCAGGAUGGCGGCCUGCUCCGCCUGCUCGGCGUCCGGCAGGAGCGACUCGUCCGGGAAGCGGCAGUGAGGUGGACGUCGACGAGGGCGACACGUCGACGCGCACGUCAAGGUUUACGAGUGGCCGUCGCCAUGGACCUGGACAACCUGACGGCGCUGGUGCUGAACGCGACGGACGGCGACGUGGUCCCGGGGGGCAACUGCUCCACGUCGCGCAAAGCCGUGUUCCCGCUGGCCGGCGACGUGGCCGUCACGCUCAUGUACACCGUGGUGUUCCUGGUGGCGCUCGUGGGCAACGGGCUGGUCAUGUACUGCGUCAUGUCGUCGCCGCGCAUGCGCACCGCCACCAACUACAUGCUGCUCAACCUGGCCAUCGGCGACAUGCUGAUGACGCUGCUGUGCGUGCCCUUCACCUUCGUGUCCACGCUGCUGCUGCAGUUCUGGCCGUUCGGCGUGGAGCUGUGCCACACGGUGAGCUUCUCGCAGGCCGUGUCCGUGCUCGUGUCCGCCUACACGCUGGUCGUCAUCUCGGUGGACCGCUACCUGGCCGUGAUGCGGCCGCUGCGGCCGCGGCUCACGCGGCGCGAGGCGCAGUGCAGCAUGGCGGCCGUGUGGGUGGGCGCGCUGGCCACGGCCCUGCCCAUCCCGUACUGGAGCCGCCUGGGCCAGCCCGAGCCCUGGCACCGCGACUGCGACAAGUGGGUGUGCCAGGAGGUGUGGCCGUCGGCCGAGUCGCGGCAGCACUACAGCAUGGCGCUCAUGUCGCUGCAGUACCUGGCGCCCAGCUGCGUGCUGCUCUACACGUACGCGCGCAUCGCCGUCGUCAUCUGGGUGAAGCGGACGCCCGGCGAGGCGGAGAACUCCCGCGACCGCCGCUUCGCCUGCGCCAAGAGGAAGAUGAUCAAGAUGAUGGUGGUGGUGGUGGCCGGCUACACCAUCUGCUGGCUGCCCUUCAACGCGCUGGUGGUGGCGUGGGACACCAACACGGGGCUCGGCGACUGGGCGGGGCUGCCGCCGCUGUGGUUCUGCACGCACUGGCUGGCCAUGAGCCACUCCUGCCUCAACCCGCUCAUCUACUACUGGAUGAACGCGCGCUUCAGGGCGUGCUACCGCGUGGCGCUGGCCAGGCUGCCG
Messenger RNA from Thrips palmi, 1220 nucleotides. Its product is annotated as RYamide receptor-like. Gene Ontology annotation, biological process: neuropeptide signaling pathway. Gene Ontology annotation, cellular component: membrane. The record is from RefSeq and is a predicted model, not a curated record. Gene Ontology annotation, molecular function: neuropeptide Y receptor activity. The transcript has 6 exons. The annotation marks the transcript as partial. Lineage: Eukaryota; Metazoa; Arthropoda; Insecta; Thysanoptera; Thripidae.